This is a messenger RNA of Lymnaea stagnalis (great pond snail), 1886 nucleotides long. The record is from the annotation of a GenBank genome assembly. NCBI's taxonomy places the organism in Eukaryota, Metazoa, Mollusca, Gastropoda, Lymnaeidae.
CGUUUCUCAAUGUCGAGGUUACUUUGAGACAACAUUACCCCGUGAAACAUUGUAAGUAAAUCAUCUUUAUUAUGUGUUCGCUUUUAAAUUUCACUGUAUUUUAAAAGUAGCAAACGACAUACCUAACAACUGAACAAUGUAAAAUUCAAGUAUCCCUAUAUUAGGAGGUUAAAUGUAGAUAUUUUUUUCUUGUGGAAGAGAAUUGUGUGUCUUUUUUUAAACUAAAAAAGUCACACUAUUUAAAUAGUGUUAAUCAUGAUGUAAUAUUUGAUAAUAAUUAAAUUGAAGUGUAAUGUAGCAGUUUUAAUGUUAUAAUACCCUGGAAUCAAUUAUUAAAAUUUCAUCAAAUCGAAAUUUAAUAUAUAUAUAUAUAUAUAUAUAUAUAUAUAUAUAUAUAUAUAUUUGUUUAUCAGAAGAGCAGAGUCUAAUGAAAUGUGUUUCAGUCCGAUGUUUAUAAAUAGACCCCUAUAUAUAUAUAUAUAUAUAUAUAUAUAUAUAUAUAUAUAUAUAUUUGUUUAUCAGAAGAGCAGAGUCUAAUGAAAUGUGUUUCAGUCCGAUGAUUAUAAAUAGGCCCCUAUAUAUAUAUAAAUCAUUGCAAUUUCCCCACCAGACAUCGUCCUCAGCUAUUCCCACCCACCUUCCUUUUGCCAGUUCCCCGGCCCCAAUUUUCAUACUUCUCCUAAUACCCUACGCCCUCCCAGCGUGAUUCAUGUUUUAACUCCCCUCAAAAGUGUCUACAGCAUGUCCCUCUCAAACCCACCCUACCCCUUCUCUUCCAGGACCCCCAAAACUAUCCCCUAAUCAUCUCCCUUAAGCUUUCCCCCACGAACAACCACAGCGUUACAAAGGCCAUACUGAAAGUCGAUGAGCAAAAGCUUGAUUUGUAGAAUAAAUUACCAAUAAUAUUCCUCUAUUAUUUUUAUUAAUUUUUAUGGAAGCGUUCCCACAGAUGUUCUACAAUACUGAGGCAGCCCCUCCCACGUCUGCCCUUGUGGAUAUCUUGGCUUUGAGGCUCUCUGUCUGUUGCGGCUCCCUGUCUGUUGCGGCUCUCUGUCUGUUGCGGCUCUCUGUCUGUUGCACCGAUCGUCCCGACCCCGGCCAAACAUAAGGCAAGAUAUCACGCCCCCAUCCCCACCCCGGGCCUGGUUAGCCCGAGGGGAUAAGAACAAACGCUGCACUUUGAUCUUAGCCAAAAGGCCCAGAAGUUGUGCAUGAUACUUCUAUAAAAUUAUAGAUAUAUGUCUGGAUAUAACUGUCAAAAUGACAAUUUUGCAGAUCAGUACGUACGUACAAGCAAAUAAGUUUGAGUUUUUGUUCGCGGGUGCUAAAAUGAUUACUGUUUGGCCUUCAAAAACAAUUUAAAACUGUUGUUUAGACCAUAGGAAAACACACAUUCAUGAAGUAGCAAAUAAUUUAUGGUUGGGUGUCACCACAAGAUGAGGAUAUUUAUUAAAGGGUUGCGGCAUUAGGAAGGUGGAGAACCACUGAUUUAAAACAUAAUAAUAAAUUUGUCAACACUUUUGUUAAAAUGCUUUUUUAAACAUUUUAACCACUUUUUUUUUUCUCUUUAGUCUGCGCUGACGAUCUCAGAGUGACUAAAAAGCCAUCACCCAUGGUUAAAUCGUCUCUCGCUUGUGGCCUCCAGGCUUGCAUAAGUCAAAAGUGGGAGAAAAAUGAACACUGGGAUAUUACUGUAAUUGUCGAGCAGGUCGAAUUUCACUGCCACCGGUUUAUUCUGAGCGCCUGCUCGACUUUCUUUGAUGAGCGCUUACGUUCUGAAAACAUUCAGAAUAGCGUAGUACUGGAAAACAUGAGCAAAGACAGUUUCCAAGCUGUGCUCAGUCUCAUAUACCAAGGCCAUGUGAGUCUAACACCCGAGAACGUCC